This is a messenger RNA of Xiphophorus hellerii (green swordtail), 2253 nucleotides long. Its product is annotated as synaptonemal complex central element protein 1. The transcript is spliced from 10 exons. Gene Ontology annotation, biological process: synaptonemal complex assembly. Lineage: Eukaryota; Metazoa; Chordata; Actinopteri; Cyprinodontiformes; Poeciliidae. Gene Ontology annotation, cellular component: synaptonemal complex. The record is from RefSeq and is a predicted model, not a curated record. Bases 558 to 1244 code for a protein of 228 amino acids.
AUGCAUAGCCAUCACAGCACAUGUGGGAGUAACAGAACUGUAAAAAAGCAUAUUUUUAAACACCACAUCAGGAAAACAUGACCGCAGUUUACUAGUCCACUGAAAUAAAUUUGAAUAUUAUUUAAAGUUUUUCAGUCAUUUAACUAAAAAUGUAUGUGUAGUUGUUAACUUUAAUAGUUGUAUUUUAAGAGUAAUAAAAACACAAAAUUCAUAUUCCAAGAAAAUGUCAAUAUUAGAGCAAUAAAAAAGCCAAAAAUAUAUUUUAAAAAGUAUCCAUAUUUCUGUAAUGUAUGGUAAUAACGAGACAGGCUAACUGAAUUUCCUUUUUUAUUGCGAUGAACAACAACAAUCAUUUGAAGUAUAUUAUUUUGUGUGAGAUGAAUAUGUACAAUGUAUAAAUUCCCUUUUAUGAAUUAAUUGACUGGAAUAAAUGGCGUUUUUAAAUACAUUCAGACCUCUUGAUAUGAACACACGUGCAGGGCCCACUUAAACCGCUAACUCUGAGACCGAGUGAGGACGUCAGUCAGCUAUCUAGAGACAGGCCUAGUUGGAUAAACAUGAGUGAACAAGACGGUGGAGAUUUGCCGGAGCCCAAAAUUGAACAGCUCAUGGCCAAGCUAAGGAUGCUUCAACAAGAGAAGAGGCAACUUGAAGAGGAAGUCAAAGGUGCCCAGUCUGUGCAUGACGAUUUGCAAAAGGAGCUUGCAGAUUUACAAACCGAAGCUAAUGAACUGGAAGGAAUCCAUAAAGAUAAGAAAGAUGCAUCCAGCAAGCUGCAGUUGCAAUGUGAAGACUCUGAGCAGGACUUGAACAGGCAGUUGAAGCAGAACAAGACGAGCGAGGAAUUGCUGGAACACUACAGAUGUGAAAUCGAGGAAGUGAAGCUGAAACACAGGAAAUUGCGAAUAAGAUUUGAAAACCAACUUAUGCAACUGAUAGAGCAGCACAAGCAACUCGACUAUGUCUUUAAUUCAAAGAGACUCCCAGAUGAGUUGAAGAAAGGUGAAGACAUAAAACAUCAGCUGUCAUCAGCUGAACAAGUGAAGUUGGCUCAGCUGCACAAACUGGACGAAGAGUUAGAGGAGGCGAAGAAACAGAAGCAGUUUGAGACUGAAGAUGCACAGAUUCAUGAAUUAUCACACCUCAACGCGGCUGAUGAGUGGAGCACAAAACACGGCUCAAAGACAGAUGAGCACGUAUUGAAUGUGACAGCACUCAGAGGCUCACAUCCCAUCCCGUCUUAGGCUAGAAAAACAGGUCCUCUGAAGUGCCUCAUCUGUUCCAACUGCCUUCAGGCCUGCGGUCAGCUUGAACGGAAAACUUAGCAGCCGACGCAUGAAAGUAUUUCUGUUUUUCCAGCUCCUCUCUUCCUAAAGCACAUUAGUCCACAAAAACAAACUGUAAACAGACUAUCUUUUUUUUUUGACACACAUGCAAGAGAGAACGCACUAAUGAAUGAGAUGCAGCCGCUGCCGUGUGGGAAAUGUGACAAGAUUAAAUUAAGACACGCACACACUAAAAAGAGCUGGCAUUUAAGAGCUUUUUUAAACUCAAAAUUACAACCACAUGUUAAGGCUAUUCCUGCACAGUGACUCACUCUGGCUGAAUCAAGGAUAAAAGCUGUAAAACUGAACGGUUAUGUGCAUGCAGUUAAACUACUAUUGGAGUCUGCAAACCAGUCUUCCUUGCUCAACAGAAAGAGCUCUAUAAUCAAAAGGUUGGAAUCUCUGCUAAGCCCAUCACAAAGAACACCAAAGCAUGCAAAGCAUUGUUCAAACAGGCUAUGAGACAUCCUAAUAAAAUGUAUCUACUUAUUUAGAGAUGCACUGAGAAUAAGGCUUGUGACAGAAAUUUCUGAUUUCCUGCCUCUGUUCAGUUAAUAAAAAUUCGGUAACUAAAAAUCCAAUGUUUUUUCCCGCUCAAUGGACGCUCAAGUAUUCCCGACAGCAACCCUCUCCGGUGAGGAAGUUGUUACAUAGCGCAGAAGACUCAGUUAUUUUCAGCAUCGAUGAGGUUUUUCAAAAAUGAAGUUAGAAGAAAACUAUUGUCUACAGAGGCAUGUCGACAGUCCAGUCAACCGUACACAAACUACCUGAGUAUACCAGGAAGCAGAACGUAUUACCACAAAGUUGAUCUAUUUUAUCCUUUAGCGGAAUCCAACUUUGUCCAGGAUGGAAAGUGUUUCGAUACGGAAAUGUUGCUUCUCUUGUAGAGAAAUACACAACAGAACAGCUAUUAGUAAAGUUAAGAGCA